AGCCUGUUCAACUAACAACAUUUCGGUCACAGUCACAUAAAGUCUUAAUAUAUAUAUAUAUAUAUUUUCUAUUUCAAACUCAUUCUUCAUUCUCAUUCACAAACAAUGAGCGCUAAUAAGUGUCCCGAUCUUCAUGAGCGCGCCACACGUAUUCACGAACCGGGUCGAGUCUGUCGCGAGCAGCUCUAUUUGCGCGCCAAGCGGGUCAAGCGAGAGGUGCCCGCGUUUACCUAUCAGGCAUUGCAGAGGGGCACCUUUGUAAAGCCACCCAAAAAAAUCGACAUAUUUAAACGUCAACCGGUUAAGGAGACCGUCUUCAAGAUCUACUUUAUGCGUGGCGAUAUUCCUGUGGCUCUCUCCGGUCGCAGCAACAAGCAGGAUCCCAUCAAGGAUCGUCCGUUGCGCUGGCACUGCAAGCCCGAGACUCUCGACUACUGCUACUAUCUGCCCAUCUUCCUAGAUGGCUUGGCCGACAUUGAUAGCGACACACGUAUGCUGGCUGUGAAUGCAGCCGUCGAUCUGAUCAUGAGGCAGCCCCACAAGGUGCUCCCCGUGCUGCCCAAGCUCAUACUUCCGCUCAAGCGCGCCUUUCAGACACGAGACAAGCGCAUCAUUAUCUCUGCCCUCCAGGUGUUGCAACUGAUGGUGCGAUUGGGCCCCUGCGUGGGACAAGCCCUGGUGCCCUUCUAUCGCCAACUGCUGGCUGUAUGCAAUCUGUACAAGAAUGUGAACGUCAAUCUCGGCGAGGGCGUCGAUCCAGAUCGCAGUAAGCGCAUUGGCGAUGUCAUUGAGGACACUCUGAAGCUACUCGAGUUCUGUGGUGGACCCAAUGCCUUCAUUAAUAUUAAGUACAUGGUGCCGACCUAUGAGAGCAGCGUCUUUCCUCGCUGCCAGGUUACCACUGGGCAAGAUGCGGGGUCCAUUUCGUGAUAAGCAUUCCAGUUCCCAAAUUUGUUUGGUUCGGUUUCUGAGUUCGCUAAUUGAAAACAAAUUAUCAUCAGUUUGGUUCGAAAUUCUAUGCAAUAAAUGAAAUCAGCACGAUCUAUGAUCCCU
Messenger RNA from Drosophila grimshawi, 1053 nucleotides. Its product is annotated as parkin coregulated gene protein homolog. NCBI's taxonomy places the organism in Eukaryota, Metazoa, Arthropoda, Insecta, Diptera, Drosophilidae. The transcript is spliced from 4 exons. The record is from RefSeq and is a predicted model, not a curated record. Bases 106 to 930 code for a protein of 274 amino acids. Gene Ontology annotation, molecular function: Hsp90 protein binding; Hsp70 protein binding.